AUGGCAGGUUGCGCGGCAGCCCCAUCCACGCCCAGCCCCAGAGGAGCCCUGCAGGCAAUAGGGCAGCGCUGCAGCACCAACACGCCCCGGGCCGCCCCCGCCAUCCCCCGGCAGUGGGCUCCUGCGAGGGAAAGGCCGCUUGUGACAGGCUGCGGGGAGCCGGCAGGCACGGCCCCGCCGCGGACACGCGUCCCCGAGCGCAGGCGGCUCUGGCCCGGCGGUGCCCAGGGGAACACGGUGUGUCCAGGCGCUUGCAGGGGCGGGAGCCCGGCCAGAGCGGGCCCGGCCGCAGCCGGCGGGGGACAGCUGCCAGGGCGAAAGGGCGGCAACGGAUGGGGUUCAAGGGUGAUCCCUUCUGCUCAGCACUCGUUGGGCCUCAUUCAGGCAUUAUGUCCUCAUUGGGCUCCUGGAGACAGGCUGGCAAACUUAAGAAGCUCAGGGGGCAAGGCAGGUUUGUGUGGAUGGGACUGUCCAGGAUGGAGUAGAGAAGGCCUUGGUGCAUGUCACAACGUGGUGCCUAUAGGUCAUGCAAAGAAACCUGGAUGCCAGCCACAGAUGCUGAGUGUUUUCAGACUUCUCCCCAGCAUCACUGCUGAUCUAACUGACGCACACUUGAGGGAAGAGAUACCUUCACAUGCUUGAGAAGUGGGCCAGUGUGACCCUCCUGAAGAUCAGCAAGGUCAAGUGAGAGGUCACACACCUGGAUUGGAGCAAUCAUCAUUUUCAAUGCAGGCUGGGUGGUGA
Ficedula albicollis (Collared flycatcher) is the source of this 744-nucleotide messenger RNA. RefSeq names its product translation initiation factor IF-2-like. The transcript has 5 exons. The record is from RefSeq and is a predicted model, not a curated record. The coding region runs from base 1 to 642 and encodes 213 amino acids. Lineage: Eukaryota; Metazoa; Chordata; Aves; Passeriformes; Muscicapidae.